GUACCACCUUGCAUUAUCUUGAUUUACUUAUCUGUGGCGGGUACACCAGGCGCUAUGCAGUGUUCUUUCACGCAGCCGAGCGAGUCGGUCGUCCGCGGUUUCGCGAUUGCUUUUUUUUGUGCGAGUGUGUGUGUUGUGAUUGAGUGAUAACGGUUCGUGGUACCGGUGCGGUUGUUGUAAAGGUAAAUGUGAUGAGCCCUUUACUUAUAAUAAUAAAGUUGCUUUUUGUUUUCCAGUGAUAAUGCCUCGUCUAGAGCAAAGGCCGACGGAGGACUUCCGCAGGGUGCUCCGCGAGAAAGCACUGAGCCACAGUUUGUUUUAUCUGAAGCUCGGCGCAGGAGUGUCAGCGGAGCAGACUCGCGAGCCGCGCCGCCAAAACAACGUUAGUGAGAGCGCGCGCGCGCCGACGGCCGCUCGCCUCUCCCGCAAACCGCAGCCGCGAGUGUCCGAACUACUGCGACGAUUUGAACCGGGUCCGAUGCAGUAUCUCCGCCCCCCACGUGCUUCCUCUCCAUCCGAAGACAUCUCCUCCUCAGAUGACGACGACAGGGCGGCAGUCAGGCGACGUAGCCGUGACCUGAGCGACGAUUCCGCUGUCGAAUUAGAAACUAGGAGGAGACACUCGCAUCCGAGGGAUAUAACACCACCGCCUGAUGCUAUGGCUCCUAGAAGGGAGCGGACUCUUAUCGAAGCCCACGUUGUCGAGUUGGGGAGGCGUGGAAGCGAAGGAUGUGAGACUAGAGGCAGAUGCGUGAGGACACCCAGUGUGGUAGUCAGUGAUUAUUCAGAUGGCGUGGUAGCUGUUGGAGCUACAGAAGAAGAGGUCAACUGGCUAAGAUCCAGAUCGCUGUCUGCUGAUUCAGCUUGUUCCUCAUGCUCCACAUUAUCCAGCCGCGAUGACGACGAAUUCGAAGCACCUAUGCAGAAAAAGCAAUCGGAAAGAUGGCGUAAACUCCGCAACAUAGUGCAGUGGACGCCGUUCUUCCAGACUUACAAGAAACAGCGGUACCCUUGGAUCCAGUUAGCUGGUCACCAAGGGAACUUUAAGGCUGGACCUGAUCAGGGAACGAUACUUAAGAAACUGUGCCCGCAAGAGGAGACCUGUUUUAAAUUGCUGAUGAAGGAUGUGUUGCGGCCGUUCGUACCUGAAUAUAAAGGUCAAGUGACCUGCGAAGAUGGAGAAUUAUAUUUACAAUUGCAAGAUUUAUUAAGCAAUUUCGACUGCCCCUGCGUGAUGGAUUGCAAAAUUGGCGUCAGGACUUACUUAGAAGAGGAGUUGGCUAAAGCCAAAGAGAAGACAAAGCUAAGAAAAGAUAUGUACGAGAAAAUGAUACAAAUCGAUCCUAAAGCACCAACAGAAGAAGAACAUAGAAGUAAAGGAGUCACCAAGCCUCGAUACAUGAUCUGGAGAGAAACAAUCAGCUCAACAGCGACAUUGGGCUUUAGGAUAGAUGGUGUAAAGAAAGCGGACGGGACAAGCUCUAAAGACUUUAAGACGACUAAAACGAGAGAACAGAUACUAGAAGCUUUCAAGGAAUUCACUAACAACUUCUCUAGUUCUGUGCCCAAAUAUUUGGAGAGGCUGAGGAAUAUCCGUGCCACACUCCAAGAGUCACAUUUCUUUAGAACACACGAGCUCAUUGGCAGCUCACUCCUCUUCGUUCACGACAAGAAACGUGCUUCUAUCUGGAUGAUAGACUUCGCUAAGACCGUUCCCGUCCCAGAUAACGUUAACAUCGACCACAAAACCGCCUGGAAGGUCGGCAAUCACGAAGACGGUUACCUCAUAGGCCUCGACAACCUUAUCUCAAUAUUCGAGUCAUUAACAAAAGAAACAAAUAUAGAUCAGUGUUAUUCGAACUUAAGCUUAGAUUUAGAUAAAAACUUAAGACAAGAUCGCUUAGCGACUUGAUUCCUGAAGUAGUUCUCUUAGGAGACAUGACUUAUAUUCACAACGUGAUCUCCGUACUUUGGUACGGGCGUGACUCGACGUAGAUACCUUUACGUCCAAAGUUCGCGACGAUGGAACACCAUAUAUAAUAUUGAUUUGUUAUUGUAAAUAGCAUUAGUGUUACAAAACCGUUCUGUAUUAUUGUUAAGUGUUGGAAAUACUCAUUUUAGUGUAUAGGAUAAAAAAUCACCACCAAUAUCUAGUGUAUAUUUAAUUUGUAUAAAUUAGCUCUUACAUAUUCAUUAUAGUUAAAAGAUCGACUGCCUUCAAUUUAUAUAUAUAAAAUGUUAUAAUGAUACAAACUGAUGCACCAAAUAAUUUGAUAUUAUCAUUUAAUUUGAUUAUAAAGACAAGACUUCAAAUUUGAACUGGUAAUUGCAAUGUGUUCCAUUUAUUUUUGUUACAUGCAAAUUUGCUACGUUAUUUAUUUUGUUGUAAGUACACUAUAUUAGUGUAAAUAUUAUAGAUCCUACAGUAUAGUUUUGAUAGCAAAUACACAUAAAGACUAAUCACGAUCACUGUCAACGGUGGUACUAAUUAAAUUAUAUCACUU
This is a messenger RNA of Diatraea saccharalis (sugarcane borer), 2504 nucleotides long. Lineage: Eukaryota; Metazoa; Arthropoda; Insecta; Lepidoptera; Crambidae. The record is from the annotation of a GenBank genome assembly.